Periophthalmus magnuspinnatus is the source of this 7719-nucleotide messenger RNA. Its product is annotated as cilia- and flagella-associated protein 46. NCBI's taxonomy places the organism in Eukaryota, Metazoa, Chordata, Actinopteri, Gobiiformes, Gobiidae. Gene Ontology annotation, molecular function: protein binding. The transcript is spliced from 60 exons. The coding region runs from base 1 to 7701 and encodes 2566 amino acids. The record is from RefSeq and is a predicted model, not a curated record. Gene Ontology annotation, biological process: cilium movement involved in cell motility; axoneme assembly.
AUGGAUUCAGAAGAGAUCCGCAAGUACAUUUCAAAGGCCAGAGAAGAAAAAGAUGCAGGAGCGCUACAAAUGGCUUAUAACUUCUUGACGAAAACCGGAAACCGUGAAGAGUGCGUUUCCCCGGACAUUUAUGUGUUGUGUGCUGAAGCAGCUCUACAACUUGGACGUGCGCAGAUAAGCAAACCGUGUCUAAAGAGCUACUUUGAAGGGAAUCCGCCAGCGAAUCAAUUUCUGUGUCGAGCCUACCUCUGCCAAGGCCAGCUUGAGUGUCCCCCGGCCACUGGGAGCGUGGAGGAAGUUGAGAAAGCUGUGGACUACUUUCUCAAAGCGAUUGAAGUUGCAAAGAAUGAACCAAGGUACCAUUGUCUGGUCUUUAACGCCUCGGUGCUGUAUCUCCACGUGGUGCGCCCUCUGCUGGUGGAGGGGAGGAGCUAUGCCCUAAUCCCUUCUCUGAGGCAGGUGGUCCAAAGUCUGGAAGAGGUGAACGACCAGGACUACAGCUGGAGGGCUCAGCUCAUGAUGCAACUCAUCAAAUGUUAUGUCGAUGAUGGAAAAGUGGAGGAAGCUACAGCAUUGGCUAAAGUUACAGAAGAUUUUGUCAAGUCCCACACACCUCAUCUUUUUCCUGAACUGUUUAGACUUUUGAUACAACAAAAGCUGUCAGACUGUGAUGUCUUACUUGAGAUGAGCCAGCAGACUACCACUUUAACAGCAAUUUACAAGCUAGACGAAUUUAAGAAUAGGUUGGGGAGAGUGAAUGGAGAUGAACUCAAAGAAGAGGAUGCUGCGAAGCUUCAAGACAUUUUUGAUUUGUUCGUUCCAACUAAAGUGUCAUCUCCCACAGAAUCCAACCCAGAACCGCUGGUACCAGCUGUAAGAGUUGCCUUCCUCCUGGAGUUGGCUCUGCUGGCCUUGCAAACCAAGCAUCAGGAAGUAGCUGCCGACUGUUUGAAAGAGCUAAAGACGGCAGAAGAGGCUAGCACAGGCCAAAGGAUCAUAAUGGAAUGUAUCAGCUGUGAAAUCAGCCUCCUGAAGAAAGAGGCGAAGAUGAAUGAGUACUCCAAAGGCUGCGUGGAGGCUCGACUGAGGGAAAUAGGCCGGCUGGAUCAGUGGCUCCUAAACGCAGAGCGAGCGGGGGAUCCUCAGGCCAUGCAGGCAGUGUGUGCCUCUGUGUGGAGACUCUGCCUGCCUCUGCUGCAGCACAACCUCCGCAGGAGCAUCAGAAGUGCUUUGCUCCGAGUGGCAAAGGCACUGGAAGACAUCCAGAGCCUGCUUCUGGAGAUGCGCUGUCAGGUCCACUCAGAGCUGGCGCUGAUUGAAGAAGAAGAGGGCCGCCUGGAGGCUGCUCUGACUCACCUAAACAAAGCUUUGCAGCUGGAUCUGAAAGGGACGUACCGAGAACCACUGUCAUCUGCUUCUCGCCUCCUCCGGCUCAGAGCUCUGCACAAUACUCCCUCCCGGCCUGAGGAGAAAGCAGCCACACUAAUGCAGCAGGUGAAGGACAUGCCAGAUGACAACACAGACAGUCGUCCUGUCCUGGUCGCUGUGGGUCUUCUUUUGGCUCCUGAAGGUUUCCAAGUGGUUCUGGAUGCAGAUGACCCAUCUAAAGCUGCUAAUGAAGUUGAUGGUUCUGGACCGGUGGCAGAGCUCUGUGCUAAGGCUCAGCAUCAUUCAAGUUCUGUCCAAAUGGUCAACAAACAUCUAGUACGCCAAGAGGACACUGAGCCCGUAGAAAGGCUGAGGCUUUGGGCAGCUCUGGCGAAGACGGCAAGGAAACAGGAAGAAUGGGAUGUGUGUCGAGCAGCGUGCCGGUUCUGUCUGCUUUAUGACGACGGGAGAUGGAAGCUGUCCAAGGCAAACAGUGAGAAGAUGAAGGAUCCUGAGGCAGAGGCUAGUUCUUCAAAAAGAGGAAGCCCAGUUCAAAAUACUGCAGACUGCAACAGAGAAUCGCUACGCCUGUUGGCUGAAAUCCACUUCAUAAAUGCGGAGGCUGUUGUUCAAAAACUUCACACAGAAGGAUUGCAUCUUAAUUCUUGUCCCGUCCCUCCUCUUGUAAAGGAGCAGCGUGUGUCUGACGAUGAUGCUGAUUGGAUUGUUUACAGAGAUUGGAUCAUUUCUCUGUCAGCCUACGCCUCCUUGAGUUUCUUGCGUGCAGCUGAACUCGGGGCAGAGAUCUCGGAGUCGUGGGUUGUUGCAAACGCCGCCAUUUACCUGUGGAAUUACAACAAGCACUUACUCUUACAGAGGCGCUAUCAGCUCCUCCUGCCCACUUUCAGACCUGUGGUGGAGCUAAUGCAGAAGAUACAAUACACAGGGGAUCGUGCUCUGUUUGCAAUGCUGUGUAACACAGUGGCUCGAGGCCUCAUCCAGCCCCUGCCUGCUUCUGUCGCUGUGGAGACGCCAGUGCCAGUGGACAGAGGUAAAGGCAGAGGAGGUGCUGCCAGUGUGAGCGGGCCUGCACUGGACCCUUCCACCCUGCAAGAUGCCCGCAAGGCUCUGGAGCUGUGUGAGUUGGCUCUAAAGUUGUCCAGUGGCAGUGUCCCGGGGGAGCUGGUCCCGAUAGCAGUGAGGAGCCAGGUGGUGUCCACAUGGGUCCAGACCAAGAGACUGUUACAGCAGCAGAUCGGCUUAGCCCUGGACCUGGGGGAUGAGAGUCUUAACGCAGAGAUGCGAGCUAUGACGCGUGUGCUUGUGGGGCUGGAGAUGUUUCAGUGCAAUAGGAGCCCUGGGCAGAUGGACUUCUCCCUCCCUGCUCUCUCCACAUUGUUUGCCGUGGCGUGUGAGUGCAGUUGGCCUGACGCGGUGGUGGAGCUGCAGGUGUGGUCCCAGUUGUCGUUCUUCUGUUACGAGGCUGAAGAUCACAGCCUGGUCCUGAGCUGCUCCCACAGAGCUCUCAGUCUGAGUCUGCCUACAGCAAAGAGGCUCAACAGAGCACCCUAUGUCCUGUACGAUGAUUGUGCAGUGAAUGAGAUGCUGAGCAGAGCGGCCUGUUUAAGAGGUCUGAGUUUGGCCCAUGAAUCAUACGGUGAUGUCAGCAAAUACAGAGAGGCCCUGGAUCUGCUCCUGUCCAGUGUCAGAUAUGCAGAUAAGGCUGGGAGCUGGAGUCUGUGUGCUGCUGCUGCCAGACAUUAUUGGAACACUUGUCUCCCUUUGGCUGGGACCCCCGAGGAGAGAGCACUACUGCGGGACCCCCUAGAGAACACUCUGCUCCACACACACAGCAAACACACAGUGAAUAAAAAGACAUCGGCAUUUUCAACAGGCAAACCAGAAGCAAUGAGUGAUGAUGUUUCUUUGAAGGCUUCCAUUUACCGUUUGCUUCUUCAGAUCCACUUGGACAAAUCUGACUUGAAAAGUGCCAAAAAGCUCCUGGAAAAGGUCCAGAUUGACCUGCCUCGUGGUAAACACAAGCUAUCUUUUCUGAAGUCUUUAAUCUGUGUAAAAGCUCAGCUUGGAGACAGUGUGGUGAUGGAGAUGCAGAGACUGGAGGGAGAAGGAGAGCAGUGCUGUUCAUUAAUGUGGCAUCGGGUGGCGCUUUGUUCUGAGGACUUAACCAAAAAACUGACCUGCUACCAGAGAUCCAUUGACACUCUCACUAGCACAGACUCCCAGUGGCAGAAGGUCAGUCUGCUCCUGGAACUCUCUGAGUGGAUGUUCUUCAACAACUUUCCCAAAACUGAUGCUCUUCAGAUGAUCCAGUGGGCCAUAGACCUACUCCUGGAACCACAACUUGAGAAUACACAACCACCAGUUGAUGAGUCCACAGUCAGUCAGUCCACAUUUCUGAAAAGUGGAUCUCCAGAGCAACCCGUUCAAACUGUGUCUGAUCUCAGAGACGUCAAGAGUCUUGAUGCUUUAAUAAGAGCUCACACUCUCCUCGCUGUGAUGGCUGGAAGGACCUCCCCUGAGCACCAGGCAAACCUGCUCCGAGCCUACUGCUUCGUCAUACAGAUGUGGAAGAUUUUGAUGACAGAAGUUGGUCAUAUUUCCAGUGAGCUGGCGAAGUUCCAGGCCCAGAGUGUGUCUCCGGCCUCAGCGGGAUCCAAGAAAGGCAAAGACAAAGACAAGGGCAAAGUGAAGAAACCAAAAGAGAUCUCCCCUGAUGAGGACAAACUAAAGCCCCUGUUCCCAGAUUUGACCCCUCCUCUGACUCUGAAGGACUGGGUGUGCUUUUGCUGUCCCGACCAGGCCAGGCACGUCUUCAGAAACAGCAGCAGUCCCAGAUGCCCUAACGCAUGCUCCAUCCCCAAACAGCCUCAGAGCCUGUUUUAUUUGGACUUAUUGGAGAAAGAGCUUCAGUCCUUGUCCCUCCCUCACCUGACUCUUCCUGUGUUACACCUGGCUGAGAUAAUCGCUCAUGACCUUUUGGACCAGAAAGCCCUAUCUGAACUUUAUAGACUGAGAAUUGUGAAGACGUGUUAUGAGAUGCGAGUGGAGACACAUUCACCGUAUCAUGAGAAACUCCACACUCUUGUGAGAAUACAUGAGCAAGAACUUAUAGGGGGCAAGAGAGAGAUACUCAUUUCCAAAGAGAGAAAAGGCCUUGAUCAAACUUACAAACAGAAAGCCCUCCUGGGUGAUAUCAGCACACAAAGGAAGGACAUUUGUGCUCAGAGCAUUUGGCUGGGCAAAGCAGAGGUCUGCCUCAGGAUGGGGCUACACGCACAGGCCAGACACUUCCUGGAGGAAACUCAUUCAGUGGCAACAGCGUUUGCAGACCAGAUAAGUGCAGGGCGUAGUCUGCUCCUUCUGGCCUCUUUGGCUUAUGAGCAGCAGAGCUCUGCCCAGGCUUUGAUCCUGUUGGACACAGCCCAAGCCUCUGGAGGAGACCCGGAUUUCUGGUGCCAGCUGAUCCAGACUCGAAUCCAGGCCACAGCGACGCAACAAGACACGCACGUACACGCCAAGAUCGAUGAUAUUAUAAGACAAGGUUGUGAGGCACUCGAGCUCAUAAAGGAGAAGCAGAUGAACAGAAGCAAAGAGGUGGAGUUCUUGAUCACAUCAGUAAAAAUGAGAGGAGCUGUUGAGUGCAUACAUUUGGUUGGUGAUGUUGAACCUGGGCGGACCCUUUGCCCUGAAGAUGCCCUGAGGCUUAAAAGUAACUGUGAUAAACUGGAACAGUGUGCACGAGACUUCACCCUCCUCCAGCACAGAGAGCAGGCAGCAGAGGCACUGGCACACUGCUCCCAUGGACUCAGGUUUUUAGCCCAGCACUCUGCUGAGACAGAGGAGAAACAGCGCCUCCUGCUGGUUGCCCUGUCACAGAUGCAGGCAGCUGUCAGUCAGCUGGAACAUGUGGCCCUGAAUGCUCAGAAUCUGCUCCCUGCACAGGAGGAGAGCCCUGUUGUGUCUCUGGCCGUGCUGAGGUGGCUGCUGAGGCUCCGGCUGGCUCUGUCUGAGCUGUGCAUGCUCAUGUUGGAGGAACACUGCACCGAGCACAGGCACCAGGCUGUGGCCCGAACCCACAAAUCUGCAGCUCUGAUUAUCUUAGAGGACUUCACCCGCUCCACGCCUGAACCUCACACUGUUCAACAGGCCUGGCUGAAUGUGGGCACUACCCUUGGGCAAGUGGCACUGGGCCAGCUGGCUGCAGUUAGCUCUCACUACCUGAACAGCGCAGAGACCAAAGCAUGGAGUCUAUGUCUAAUGGGGAAAUAUCUGAGGCUACAGGCUACAAUAGAAGACCCCAUUUAUGUGUCCGCCCUCUGGGACCCAAAGAAGCAGAACUCGGAGCUAAAGGAGGCCGACCCGCAAGCGACAGGUGUGGAGCAAGAGACUUCAGAGAAAGAACAAGAAUCAAGCUUCACAAAGCCAAGAAUGACCUCUGCCAAAAGCUCAGAUAAGCAGUUAAAUCUUCAGAGAGCACAGCAUCUCUUAGCUGAAGCCAGUAAGUCCCUGUCGGAGGCCUCAAGUUUGUGUCUUCAGAACCAGCUAUCAGCUGCGCUCCUGUCAGAAGUCUGCCUGAACAUGGUGGAGACUCACGGCCUGUCUGACCCCAGUGUCACAGGACAGUACCUGGGUCUUCUACAGAGUUGCCUCUCCAUCAACCUCAUGACCAAGGUCCUGACUGCAGCAUUUAGUGACUCCCAGGACUCCACUCUCUCCUCUCUGCUCCAGCUGAACACAAACCUGCUCCAGUCCCGUGACGAGGGCCCCACCCGCCCCCUGCAGGUGGCUCAGGGCACUGUCUGCCGCUGCUCCAAGGCCUUCACUCAUUUGUUCAUUAACCCCAGUCACCUGAGCCUCCUCUCAGAUUUGCCCCCAAACAUGAAGCUGCUCCUAUUGCAGCACUCGGAGGACAGGAAAGAACUUUAUGGGGCUUUCUAUGAAGUGAAAGCUCAGGGAAAUCAAAAAGGGAAGACAAUUCAAACUAAAGGCUUGACAUGUUCAAAGGUUGCCAAGGUUGCUGUGUGCCCCAGGACUCUGCUGACUCUGCUGGACCAUGCCCAGGCCUUGAGCCAAGAGACCAGACAAGUCCGACUAAAGGAGGCCUCCCACCGGAUAGCGGAGGGCGCAAUGGGCUCUGCUUUGGAGGGAGUCAUUCAGGCCUUGUACAAACUGAAGCAUAAACAGAUUUCUGUCUUGUUCCUUAAACAGAGCUCAGCAGCAGAACAAGCAUUAGCGCUUCUCUUCAGAGAGCUGGUACAACAAAUGGAAGCCUAUCUGACUCCACUUCUUUCACAGUUUGACUUUUCCAGCUUCAGGCCUGUGUCAGCAGCUCCAGAGCAGACCCGGUCCAAAGACAAAGAGGAGAAGACCAGCUCAGCCACAUUCCCAGUGGAGUCAGGGGAGUCUCUGGUGCUUUUGGCCGAUCAGACUCUGCUCCUCCUCCCUCUGGAGGCUCUGUCUGUGCUGCAGGAGGAGGGGCUGACGGCUGUGUCCCGGGAUUUCUCACUCCAACUCCUCCACACACGCCUGCAGCAGUCAGACAAAGUUGAAGGUGACAACAAAAAGGAGACCAAAGGAGCCAAAGCCAAGGGAGAUCAAAGUCAGGCCAUCAAAGCGCGACCAUUUGUCCUGCCCCCAAACACCAUCCCAGUCAACUCCAAGAACAUCAAAUAUGUGGUGGAUCCUUACAAUGAUGGUGUCUUUGACAGUACCAGUUUAUCCGGGAGGAUGAGUGAGAUUCUGGAGGCGCACAGCCAGAUUUCUGCCCAUCUGUGGGAGGGCUACAUGGGCAGCAAAUACAGGCCCAGGCGGGCUGAGAUAGAGCAGCUGCUGUCCAGAUGCAGUACUUUCAUUUUUCUGGGGAUGGAGCACUUCAUGGUGAACGUGACUCCAGCCAGAAUAGCAGCUCUCAAUCUGUCAGAAUGCAGCAUGGCCCUUCUCUUUGACCUGGUCCAGAACAGAAAAAGUAUCGCUCGCCAAUCAGACCUCAACAGGGAAAAGUGCCCAAGACACUCAGCCCUGGAGGUUCCUCUGCACACUGCCCUGCUGCUCAGUCUGAGUGGAGUCGGCUGCAUUGCUCUCAACCAAUGGCACAGCAGCUUUCAACUCAACACCAGAAACAUGGCCACUGUCCUGGAGGGUCUUCUUAAGGAUAAGCAGACCUCGGGACAAGCCAUCCACUCUCUGAGAAAAGCACAAAUCCAAGGCUCCCCCAAAGAAAAGAUAAUUAUAUCAAAUGAUCACGAGUUGAACCAGACGCCUGCCGAUUACACCUGUGUUCUGUACGGACUCCCAAACCUUAUUGUGCUGUGAGGUUUCAUUUCAAGGGAU